Molecule: messenger RNA, 2568 nt
Organism: Papilio polytes (common Mormon)
Lineage: Eukaryota; Metazoa; Arthropoda; Insecta; Lepidoptera; Papilionidae
Product: integrin beta pat-3-like
Exons: 8
Coding region: 50-2338 (762 amino acids)
Biological process (GO): cell adhesion mediated by integrin; integrin-mediated signaling pathway; cell migration
Cellular component (GO): focal adhesion; integrin complex; cell surface
Molecular function (GO): integrin binding
Source: RefSeq, a predicted model, not a curated record
UUAACAGGGCAAUUGGUCAGUUAGUAUUGGCCUGUAAUAUUUAGUAAUUAUGUCAAACAAUUACAAGCAUUUCUUUAGGAUUAUUUUAUUCUCAAUUUUGCUAUGUAGUUUCAUUUCAUCUCAAUCAAAUUGUCCUAAUUUAAUUACGUGUGGUGCUUGUAUAGGUUAUGCGUACGAUUCAUGUGUUUGGUGUUCAUCUGAAAUCCAUACUGGACCACGAUGUAAUUCGAAAGAUGUAGUAGAAGCUUCAUGGUGUUCACAAAAUGUAUCUGAAUCAAUUUUGAAACACAAAAUCGAACAAAACGAUGAUUUAAAUUCUGGUGAAAAUGGUACCAAAGUCCAAUUUACACCACAAUUAAUGACUGUCAAGGUCCGUCCAGGUUUACCUAUCAACUUCAAGAUGGCGUACAGACCUGCUAAAGACUACCCAUUAGAUGUUUACUACGUUAUGGAUUAUUCUUACACAAUGAGAGUAUACAAAGAUCUUCUUCAAAAACAAGGCCUUGAGAUUUACAGAGAGCUGACUCUGUUAACGAAUAAUGUUCGAUUGGGUAUUGGAACUUUUGUUGAUAAGCCUGCAUAUCCUUUUGUUAGAUCAGACAGCGUAUCAUACUCCUUUAAAAAUCGUUUAUCUUUAACGCAGAACAUGACUCAAUUCCAAGAUGUUCUCAUAGACAAUUUGUUCGGAUCAAACAACGACGACCCGGAAGGUGGUUUCGACGCUCUAAUGCAGGCCAUGCUCUGCCAGAAUGAAAUAGGAUGGAGGAAAACUGCAAGGCGAAUUAUAAUCUUAUCGACUGAUGCUACUUACCACAGCGCUGGCGAUGGUAAAUUCGUUGGUGCAGUCAAACCUAACGACAUGAAAUGUCACCUCGAAGACAAUAAUUAUAACAUGGACCUAGAUCUUGAUUACCCUUCUGUAAGUCAGAUAAAUAAAAUCGCUACCGAACACAACUUUAAAAUAAUAUUCGCAGCAGUUUCAUCUGUUAAAGAUCAUUACGAAGGUCUAGUGAAGAAAAUAAGAGGUGCGAAAUAUGUAGAACUAAGUGAGGGCUCAAAUUUGGUGACUAUGGUCAAAGAGGAAUAUCUAAAAUUAAUAAGAAGCAUGCAAAUAAACGCUGAAUUGCCAUCACAUGUUGGACUUGAAUUAAGUCCGGAUUGCCGAAAAGACGGGAACUGCAUAAUUAAACACAAUGAAUCUAUAACAAUUAAUGCAACUUUAACAGUCAAAGCUUGUCCCAGUUCUGAAGAAGCUAGCGAAGUUCUCGUGGGUCCUGUAGCUUUAAACGAGAAACUAAAAAUCAUAGUAGUGAGUGAUUGUGUAUGCGAUUGCGAACGUGAAAAUACAUACACGAAUGCUUCUCAAUGUAGAGGAAAUGGAAAAUACCAAUGCGGUAUUUGUACAUGUAACAAAAAUACUUAUGGUGACGAUUGUGGCUGCGAAGGCAUUUCAAGUGUUGAUUUAGAUAAAUGUAAAUUAACAGCAACAGCAACAGACUAUUGCAGUGGAAGGGGUACAUGCAGCUGUGGUAAAUGUAUACAUUGUAAGAAGGGAUUUUCUGGUGACUUCUGCCAAUACGACGACACCGCCUGUCCAAGUCCCGGCGGCAAGCUGUGCGCUGGCAGCGGGUUGUGUCGGUACGGGAAAUGUGAAUGUGCCCCCGGCAGGACUGGUCCCGGCUGCGAUUGCCCGCUUAGCAUUGAUACAUGUUUUGCACCACACUCCAAAGAGGUAUGUUCAGGAACUGGGAACUGCAUUUGCGGUGAAUGCCACUGUUUGCCAAUGAUAUCAACAAAUCGAACGUGUUCAGGAAGUUUUUGCGACAACUGUGACGAAUUCUCCGAGAAAAGAUGCUUAGAACUCGAAAACUAUGCGGAAUGUAAUUACUUCAACAACAAAACAUACUGCGACCAGUUGCACAACCAGACUUCUUUAACUGAAGUAAAGAUUGUUGAUAAAUUGGACAGUACACCUGCGGAAGAGGGAUUGGCUAAAUGGUGCAAGAAGGAGUUAGGAAACGGAACGCUGCUUUUCAAAUAUCUGUAUCCAAUUACUUCACCGAACACGCUACAUGUAAUUAUUGCAAAAGAAUUGGAGCAGCCACCUGAAGUUAAUUUAUUUAUUGCUGUAGGCGUUCCGUUUGGCGUUCUCAUUCUGUUAGGUCUCCUGACAAUAGUAAUAUGGAAAAUUUUAGUAGACCGACUCGACGCUAGGGAGUAUAAAAAUUUCGCAGAGAAGGCUACUUCAGCUGGCUUCACAGUACCCGGUAUUGUUAAUCCAGUGUAUCGCCCUCCAGUCAGUAACAUUAACAACCCAACGUUUGAUAGAAAUUUAUGAUUUUUUACAUACCACUAAACAAGCAAGAAGCUUCUUAAAUACGCCGGAUUAGCGAAGCAACCGCUACCCAUAGACAUCGACAAUUGGAGGUCCUUUACUAUCCUUAUACGACGGAGGGGGAACGCAAAAAGGAUAAUUCCUUGCCAGGCCAUCGAUGUUUCGUCGACAUAGUUUAAAUUAUUUAUUACUAGCUUUCGCGCGCGACUUCGCCGCGCGGAAUAAAAAAAGAC